AUGGCCAACUCUAUUAUUCUCGUACUCUCUUCCCUAUUAGCUUUCCUUUCUUUGCAUGCAGAUGCAGCAUCCCCAAACGACGUCGUUUCCACCGUCUGCCCGAAAACCAGCAACCCGGGUUUCUGCGCAAGCGUGUUGAAAUCCGCGGGCAGCCCGGACCUGGCAAGGGUGGCCGCAUACACCCUCAAUCUCGCCCGUACCAACGCCGCCCAAUCUCUCAGCCUCGCCCGCUCGCUGGCGAAGACCAGCGAAACUCCGCUUAAGCAAUGCUACUCCGCCUGCUCCGUUAACUACGACGAGGCCGUCGGCGAAAUUGAGCAAGCCCAAAACUACUUGGCCGUCGGCGACUAUAACGGCGUCAACGUGGAGGCUUCCGCCGUCAUGACGGAGGUUGGCGAAUGCGAUGGUACCUUCAGGAACCCGCCGGCGGACACGUCAUCGCUUACGAAGAACGGCAAGACUCUGGAAGAUUUAUGUAGCAUUAUUUUGGUUAUUUCCAAUCUUCUCCCCACAUCCAUGUAG
Molecule: messenger RNA, 522 nt
Organism: Momordica charantia (bitter melon)
Lineage: Eukaryota; Viridiplantae; Streptophyta; Magnoliopsida; Cucurbitales; Cucurbitaceae
Source: RefSeq, a predicted model, not a curated record